UUGGUCGAGAAGGAGGAAGAUGCGACGGCCAUGGAGAAUAGAUUGAGGACUUUUCAAACCGAUGUGAUUGAUAUUUGGACAUUUCAGGCCCUGACACGGCGCCGUGUGUAAUGUAAUCUCACUGGAUCGGUACUUACCGGACGCUGCUCGGUGUCGGCGGUUUGUUUUGUUCUCGUUUGAAUCCUCUGGCUCGGUUUUGUUUGUGGUGUCGGAUCGUUUGAUGUGAUGUCGGGCCCUUUGCGCUGCUUUAGGUGAAGUCACUCCCUGCAGAAUGUAGCUUCGGGUUAUAUCACCAGAACAGUCGUCACUGGAGGUAAAGAAGCAGCUGAUCUCCUUGCAGGUGUUGCUGUGUGAACGAUGCACGAGCGAUGUCUGAUGUUGAGGCCACGUACGCAGACUUCAUCGCCUCUGGCAGGACGGGCCGCAGGAACGCCCUGCACGACAUCCUGCAGAGUCCCACCGACCCCGAGGGACGAGAGCUGCCCCUCACCCUGUCCCUGUCCCAGCUGCACAUCAACGCUGGAGGGGGAGAUGGAGACGACACUGAGGACAGCCAGAGCUCCUCUUCCAUCCAGAGGGAGGCCGAGCAGAGGAACAGUUAACCUGCUGCACACUCCCACCGGCAGACAGAGAGCUGAAGGAUGGUUUCCAGUCGUGGUGGUGAUGAAUCAGUUCGUCCAAAGCGGGCUGAUAGCUGGAGGGUAGUACCGUGACUGCUGAUGUGCCUUCAAACAGGGCACUGACCCCCAAAACCCACUGUAGAAGUGCUGCGAUGUGACUACCCAGUGCUCCGUGUGAAUCUACUGUGCACUAGAAUAACAGAUUGAUUGCAGGGUGCUUUUCAGAGUCAGGGUAAGCAGAAAGACAGAUUUGUAGCUCUUGUAAAGCUGAUUUUUACUUUCAGUCUUAGUUACUAAACACAACCGGCGGGAGGACUGAAAUAUACAAAGAAAACAGACGGGGCACCUGUGUGAGUUUUGUAGGCGUUCAAGCAAUUUGUAAGAGCACUGAGACGAGCUGAUGCAACGGUCGCAGUGGAAGUAGCAUGUUUGUAGAGGUAGUGAUGCUGGUAGAGACUGUAUUGCCAGGUAAUGGCUUGUGCUUCCUUUAAAUUGACAGUACUGCGGAGGGGGAAAUGGAUUCAGCUGUAGUGGAGCUGCGACAAAAACUCACAGGCUUGACUCAGUUGUGUAUAGUAGAAAGCAGCGGGCUGUAGCAGAGCUGGAGGUGUGACAUUUACAGUCGGUAUGGAUGAAGCGUUUCAGUGGCUCUGUGGUUUUAAAAAAAGAAAUGAAAUGAUGAUGUGUACUAUCUUUAAAAAUGUUUAUACUUUUUUUUUUUUUUUUUUUUUUAAACUUUUCUAACAAUGCCAUUAUAAUCACAACCCUACAGGAGUAGUUUGACAUUUUUGGAAGUAUACUUUCUUGUUGAGAGUUAGAUGUAUAUGUAACUAGAGUUAGCAGAAGAUUAGCAUAGCCUAGCAUAAAGACUGGAAACAAAGUGAAACAACUAGCUUUGCUGUGUCCAAAGGUAGCUAAAUUGACCUGCCUCCACCUUUAAAGCUCACCAGUUAACAUGUAAUAUCCUGUUUGUGUUUGUUUUUUUUUUUACACAAGGUAAGAUGUAAAAACAACAAUUAGCGGUUUUGCUGAAAGCUAUGUGCCAAAGGGUUUCUGUGCUGGAAGCCGUUGGUUUGCGACCAGUUGAGACUCCAUUACGUCAUGUUUUGUACAAAUUAAGCUGAAGUUAAAUAACACACUACUUAGUGAGCUAUAGAGAUGCUGAUUGGUGGAUUUGUUACCUUUGGACAGUUAGCCAGGUUAGCAUUCCUGCUUGUGUGCAGUCUUUGUGCUGUAUAGAUGUAAUAUGGGCCUCGUGUGGCCAUCUCUGAUUUUGACCUUUAGCUUCCACUUGCUACAGUUAGCCAAACUUAACUUGCUAAUAAUUUAUUAAAGCUGCAAAUCAUUUAAAUUUAGCACUAUAUGACCUCUAUGGUAGCUACAGCAUUAGUGUCCAUACAACAUUUUGACUGGCAGAAAAAUACUCAAAUGAAGCACUGAGAUGAAAUGCAUACAUUCACUUUUUUUCAACAAAAAUCAAUAUCUUAACAGUGUAUCGCCAUUCUGUAUGUAGACAAGCAUCAUCCCUUGUUCUGAUCAUUUCAUGUGACAUAUUAUAUAGCUCAAAAUAAACAUAAAUUGGCCAGAAUCUGUUUUCAGGUUCAGAGAUUUUCAACCAGAAGUGCAAAAAGUGGCUCUGAUAAAAGACAUUCAGAGAAAAAUGUGGACACUUAGUCAUACAACAAACUCAACUAGCUACCUAUGUUGCUUUACAUUAGCUUCCUGUUUUUACAGUGGAAAUGUUCACCAAUGAUAUAAAAGCCAUUGUAUAAAAGAUGGCUGUAGCAACUGAGACGUCACCCAUUGGUUUGUCAACUACUGAAAUAAGAGAUGGUGAACCAGAGACUGAAAACUCAAGGACACAGUGCAAUCUGUCAAUCAAAAGGUAGCCUAACCCUAAAAAAUGUCCUGAUUUGUCAUCUAUUGUACUUUAAAUGGGACCAUCAUUUACCAAGUGAACCCCAUGCUGUAUGGAAGGAGACUUGAAGCUAGCGAUUUAGACCAUAAAGUCGAAACAAAUGAAAUGAGAACCAUGUUUAUUUUCCCAUAGACUUCUAUAAAAUUGUACUUCUUUUUGCAGGCAGAGGAGUCGCCUCCUGCUGGUCAAUAAAAGGAAUGCAGGUUUAAGGUACUUCCACAUUGGCUUCACUUUUUAGAGCCGCUAGCUACAUCCAGCUUUUAUAUACAGUCUGUGAGGCUUCACUUGUCCAUACAGUGUUGCAGGUUACUGGUAAUGAUUCUUAACAUUAACUUCCAUUGUUAUCUAGAAGCAGAUUUAUGAAUAUGAAUUAACCCUCCUGUUGUCUUCAUUUAUGGGCACCAUAAAAAGUUGUUCCCUUGUCUGAAAAAAAUCCCAAAACUCAGCAAAAUAUUCCCCAAAUUUCUGAAAAAAAUUUGCAAAAUCUUCAGGAAGAAAAUUCAAAAAAUUCCUUAAAACUUUCCCUUAGCUAGAUUUAAAAAAAAAAAUCCCCAAAUUUGGCAAGAAAUUAAAAAAAAAAAAAAUUUAAAUGUAAAUAUUUUCAAAAAAUGAAUAAAAAUCUUCCCAAAAAAAUCCUAAAAAAUAUCUAAAGUGAUUUGUUUGUUUGUGCGAAAUUUGCUGGAUUUUGGUCUAUUUUUUUUCUGAAUGUUCUUAAAGAAACAUUUUUUUUAGCAUUUCUUUCUUUGCACCAAAAAAUGUUCGAAAAUUUCCCAAAAGUUGAAAAUUUAGAAAUUUUCACUGUGAAAAUAUAUAUAUUUUUUCCACAUUUUUAAACUUUAAAAUGGGUCAAUUUGACCCGCCGGACGACACAAGGGUUAAAGAAUUAAACAUGGACUAGACUGUAUGUAAUAUUGCCAAUAUAGUAUGGAAUCAUUUUCUUACACAGUAUGCCCAUGUCAUAAAAAAAUGGACUUCCCCUCUGUGUUGGGAUGAAUAAAUAUUGCAUUAACACAUAUUUUGAACAACCCAAAAUACAAAAUUACAAGCUUUGAAUAUUUCCCCUUAUGCCUAAAGAUGUUUAUUAAUUUCUUCCAUUGAUUUCCAGGUGAAGGAGCAACACUGUUAAUGUUUUAGAAUGCUGGUGAUUUAUGAUCAGCAGUAGAUAAGCAGGUUCAAUCAGCCACUGGCUCCUGCAGCUACAUAUUUGCAUGCAUGACAUGCAUGACAGCGUUAUCGAUCUUCCCAUCGGACACUCAGAAGCGAAUUCAAUAAGACCCAAAAUGCCAAACUAUUCCUUAAAUGUGGAUAUGCAAUACUCAGUGGAGCUUCCAGUAACUGCAAGAUUUGUUUGUGUAAAAGUUUCUAUCUCUGACACUGAAACUGACCUACAUUCCUGCUGCUUUGUGUAACAGCUGAUAGUAAUCAUAAUAAUCACCUGUAUAGACCAUCACGCAUGCACUUUUAAACCUGUGUCUUCUGUCAUUUUCCUCUCCGACUAUAACCUUCGACUUCCAUUCAUGAUAACAUAGAGGCCGAUGUAACUCUUUUUUUUGUUAUUGUCAUUCAAUCAGGUGUUCAAGUUGUAAACUGCCGUGACUGUGUAGUGACUCACUCUGGCUUCAAGAAGACUGUGUAAAACCAAGCUGUUCAUUAUUCCGCAUGUUAAAAGUAGGGCAGGUGCAUGACUCCGCCAAAUGUUUAGGUGUUUGUCUGAAAGUCUGUAAACAUAUUUUCUACUUCUGGUGUCAAACAAAGUGAAAUAAAUAAUGGAGGAGAGUAAAA
Molecule: messenger RNA, 4320 nt
Organism: Amphiprion ocellaris (clown anemonefish)
Lineage: Eukaryota; Metazoa; Chordata; Actinopteri; Pomacentridae
Product: cAMP-dependent protein kinase inhibitor alpha
Exons: 3
Coding region: 369-602 (77 amino acids)
Biological process (GO): negative regulation of cAMP-dependent protein kinase activity
Cellular component (GO): nucleus; cytoplasm
Molecular function (GO): cAMP-dependent protein kinase inhibitor activity
Source: RefSeq, a predicted model, not a curated record